CAGACUGCGACGGAGGGGGAGAUUAGGAACAUCAGACGCACCUUGUCGCAUCGCAUCCCAUCGCAAAUUCACUUUGGUUCAUGUUGCUUGCUUGAGCACACUCGUUUGGCUGUUUGUUCUUGUCGCAUCAGAGCAAUUCAAUUUGGGAUUUAUUUCACCGUCUUUUUCUGUCCACUCUUGCCUUUCUUACCCUCUCACUUUAUCUCUGCCUGAUCUUCCGAGACAUCUCCUCUACCAUCCUCGUUUCUCAACCACCAACACUACCACUAACAUGGCUGCAAAUACGCCUCAAGAAUUAUCCACCCCUCUAAACUUCCAUACAUCCCUCCUUCCUAAACCGAACCCAUGGUCUGUCAAUGCCGUGUUAAAAGAUCUUCCCAAUCCGCCUCCUGAAGGGUCUUCCUCUCCAAUCUCCUUUUUCCACUACAUCGAGCGACUCAAGAUUGAAAAGCGCGAAGGAUGGCGCAGGUUCGGAAUUGUUAGGGGAGAAUCCAUCGCCGACCACAUGUACCGAAUGUCAUUAAUCACCAUGCUCGCUCCACCCUCGUUAAGUUCCAAGUUGAACAUCCCCAGAUGUACCAAAAUGGCGCUUGUACAUGACAUGGCGGAAGGACUGGUAGGAGAUCUGACACCAGUUGACGGCGUUCCCAAGGUCGAGAAGAAUCGAAGAGAAGCCGCAACUAUGGACUGGAUCGCAUCGUCAUUACUGGGCAAGGUUCACGGCGGAGUCAAUGGAAAGGAAAUCCAAGAGGUCUGGCAAGAGUAUGAGGACAGCGAAACCCUAGAAAGCCAUUUUGUUCACGAUGUGGACAAGAUUGAGUUGAUUCUACAGAUGGUCGAAUAUGAACGAGCCAGCAAUCUACAGGUUGAUCUGAGUGAGUUCAGCUGGGUAGCCCAGAAGAUUGUUCUCAAGGAGAUGAAGGACUGGGCCAAGGAGAUUCUGGAUGAGAGAGAGACGCUCUGGGCGGAGAAAAAUAUUCAGCCACGGGAUCCUACCAAUGCCGAGUACAUCAAGGCAAGUCAUGACGAGUAUUACGGAAAUGGAGCUGGGAAGAAAGACGGGGCAGAGACGAACGGUGUCAAGGAAGAGAUCAACGGUCAUAGCAAAUGACUCCAGAGCAUGAAGACAGAAUCGGAUGAGAUGAGAUAAGAUGAUGAGAGAGCAACGAUACCCUUUCAAGCCCAGGAGAAGCAUUAAUUAGAGACACAGUUAGAUUCAGCAAUGAAGCCCAUCGGCCACCCAUAUUGUACUACA
Messenger RNA from Exophiala mesophila, 1255 nucleotides. RefSeq lists its product as uncharacterized. Gene Ontology annotation, molecular function: 5'-deoxynucleotidase activity. Lineage: Eukaryota; Fungi; Ascomycota; Eurotiomycetes; Chaetothyriales; Herpotrichiellaceae. Gene Ontology annotation, cellular component: cytoplasm. The coding region runs from base 272 to 1111 and encodes 279 amino acids. The record is from RefSeq and is a predicted model, not a curated record. The transcript is spliced from 2 exons.